Lentinula edodes (shiitake mushroom) is the source of this 2371-nucleotide messenger RNA. RefSeq lists its product as uncharacterized. The coding region runs from base 435 to 2216 and encodes 593 amino acids. The record is from RefSeq and is a predicted model, not a curated record. Gene Ontology annotation, molecular function: monooxygenase activity; FAD binding. The transcript has 4 exons. Lineage: Eukaryota; Fungi; Basidiomycota; Agaricomycetes; Agaricales; Omphalotaceae. Gene Ontology annotation, biological process: secondary metabolite biosynthetic process.
GGUUUGGUGGGUGGGUGGGAGCACUUGGAGAGCUAUUUAUGGGACUUGGGAAAUAAAGGAUUCUUUCGGAAUUUCUGCGAUAUCAAAAAAAUAUGACUGAUGAUAAGACUGGUUCAAUUGGUAUCGCAGAAACAAAGUCCAAGUGUUUAGCGCUAAAGUACUUCUGCCUAUAUCACGAGCCACCCCAAGUACUUGUAUUAUACAUCAUGAUUCAUGAUUCCAGGCAAUCCAAUGUUUUUCAAGUCAAUUUGAAACUGCUAUGUGCUAUGGGAUCUUGGGGAAGUGCGGAGAGCCGGGUGGGGUAGGCUGGGGGUGGGGGUGUUUCACACAGUGUCUCUAUUCGUGGUAGACGCGACUCCGACUCUCAGGGUGUGCGUUAUAUAUAUAUUAAUAAAAAGCACUGGGUGACAUUGGAACUGCCGACAUACCAAGAAAUGAAAACCCUGGACGUCAUCGUCGUAGGCGCAGGAAUCGGCGGGUUAUCCACCGCGCUUGCGCUCGCAGGGGACGGACAUCGAGUGACGGUGUUGGAUGCUAUUAAGGAGUUUGCGGAGGUCGGCGCAGGCAUCCGCAUCCCCCCCAACGCAUACAAACUCGCCACCCACUGGGGUGUCGACUUUACCCUCAUCAAAAAGGACGUCUCGAGAGGGAACCGGUUCGUGCGCUGGAACGACGGGAAGGUGUUGUGUGAGGUUGCUUUUGGGGGGAAGGAGAAUGGGGAAGGAGAGGGUAUGGAGGCACGCUACGGCGCCCCAUACCACUUCGUGCACCGCGCGGAUCUAGUCGAGGGUCUCCGGAGAACUGCAGAGGAAUUGUAUAGUUCCAACAUAACCAUCCACACCUCCACCCGUGUUAUCUCAUACGACUUUCACAAACCCGGCGUCCUCACCGCCAAUGGGGAGGAGUACACCGGAGACCUAAUCAUCUCCGCCGACGGGAUCAAAUCCCUCGCGCGGGAUGCUAUAAACGGGAGUCCGAUAGUUCCUGUAGACACAGGGGACGUGGCGUAUAGGAUCCUAGUCCCUGGAUCAGCAUUACUCCAAGACCCCGACCCCGGGAUCCGGGGACUCGUCACGGAGCGGUGGGCAACACAUUGGAUGGGUCCGGAGGCACACGUGGUGGGGUACCCACUCCGAGGUGGAGAACUCUACAACAUCAUCAUCGACGUGACGCACCGUACGGAUCUCGGUUCCCCUCUCGGAGAUGUUGACUGGGGAAAAUCCACCGAUAACACUGGGUUAAUCGAGCGAUUCACGGGGUGGUGUCCCGCUGUGCACCGAUUAUGCGGUGUGGCAGGGGAGUGUGUUAAGUGGAAGUUGGGGGAAUUGGAGGAACCACUGGGGAGGUGGGUGGAUGAGAGUGGGAGAGUGGGGGUGUUGGGGGACGCAGCGCAUCCGAUGAUGCCGUAUCUCGCACAGGGCGCGGCACAGGUUAUGGAAGACGCUGCGGCGUUACGGUAUGCUUUAUCGUAUUAUCUCUCCGAGCCCUCUGCUGGCUCUUCCCCCUCCUGUAUACCCUCCGCCCUUCACCUCUACCAAUCCCUCCGCGCCCCUCGCGCAUCCUACAUAACCUCCAACACCCAGAUCCUCCAAGAAUGGCUGCAUCUGCACGACGGACCUGCACAGGAGGCCCGGGAUGGGCUUAUGGCGUUAGGAGACACUGAGGAGAACCCGAUUUUUUGGGCGAGUGCGGUUAGGAGGGAUUGGUUAUUUGGAUGGGAGGUUGGGGCGCAGGCGAGGGCGUUGGGUGUGAGUUAUGCGAAGGAGGGAGGGGAACGAGAGGAGGAAGGGGAAGGGAAGAGGAAGAGAUGGGUGGAGAUGGGGAUUCCAAAGUUCCCACCAUUACCACCGCCUGAGGCAUCGUUUUCCAAUCUUGACAAGACUUACUUGAAGAAGCUUCAGUUCGAACCUCAUAGAGCCUCAUCCCACACAAAUCUUGGUGACAGUUCUGACAAGAGCGAGGAUAACGAAGAGGAUGAAGAUGAACAGUCCAAAGUAGAGAAGGAGGCUCAGAUGCCCAAGAAGCGAGGCCGAAAAAAAGCGAAAAAUGAGAUCAACCUCGCAUCUCCUGCUUUGCUGGCAAUGAUAUCAGAUGAGUUGCAGACUCUCUGUGAUACCCCAGAGUCAGCCAUGGCCUCCGGUUCUUCUCAACUACUGAUCAGUGAAGAGGUGAACCGAAGGGAUGUGCCAGUCAACUGGGAAAGCCUUGGAAUAUAAGUUACACUUAGUUACUUGAAUUCUUCAAGUUACAAAUAGUAACAUCAUAUUAGUUACACUGUUUCUUACACUAAUUAGUUACUGUUACUUACGCGUGUAACUAAUGGAUUCAGAACUUCAAUGUUAGAAACAAAUGUAAGUAAUAGUUUGAGAAU